Canariomyces notabilis is the source of this 795-nucleotide messenger RNA. RefSeq lists its product as uncharacterized. NCBI's taxonomy places the organism in Eukaryota, Fungi, Ascomycota, Sordariomycetes, Sordariales, Chaetomiaceae. The coding region runs from base 1 to 795 and encodes 264 amino acids. The record is from RefSeq and is a predicted model, not a curated record. The transcript is spliced from 3 exons.
AUGGCCGGAGCAGCGCCCGUUGCAGACGCCGAGUAUGGCUGCCUGGCUUUUGACGUGUUUCUGAUGGAGCGGUGGGAUCAUACCGCCGACCCAGCUGAUGACGCGAAGCAAUGGGAGUCUGCCGUUCAUGCCUACUUGGCCCUGACGCCGCGACAGCGCCAUCCAUAUCACCAAGAAUCUCUCAAGCGCAAGAAUGCACGAUAUAAAGUCGAUUCUGGGCUCGCUGCCCGCCUCUUCAUUCCCCAUCAGACACUCCUUGAGCGCAGCGUGAGCGUGCGUCGGGCCUCCCAGACGUCCCCUGACCCACUGUGGGUGCGCACGUGCUACGCACCCGAGUUUGACUCUGCGUACGCAUCGAUGGCUGCCCAUGUCGUCGGAGUCGGAGGGAACGUGAUUGACCGGGCCGGUGCUCUUGAUGACUCGAAUAUCUACAGCUUUGACGGCGAUUGGGCUCGCGUGCUAUUGCGUCUGCCAGAGCUGUGCGACGUGGUCCGCUUCGCAAACGAAGAGCUCCAUGAGGAGCGCGAGCAGGAGAUUGAGGGGGCCGAGGGCGAGAUGGAGAGGCUUUCUAUGAAGGUGGUGGAGAGGCUCUACAUCGUGGACAGGGAGGCAUUGGAGAAGGGGCUUGUGAAGGUCAUCUGGCUGGAUUGCCAUGGCGAAUGCCUCUGGAACAACAAGAUCAGACCCGAAGGCAUGCUCGACUUCACCGGCGCAUGGCGAGCCAUGGUGUCGCUGGAUGAGAUUCUCGAGACGUUUGCCGAGAAAUCAGAGAAAGGUGCGCGGCUACUAUUCUGA